AUGUCGGACUUCUCUCGCGAUGACCAUAACUACUUAUCCGCCCGAGAGCGCAAGAGCGAUGAGAUCGGAUACGACAGGCCACCCGUUGCUGAUUCUUCGGCCAACUUGGAGGCGCCGGCCGUAGUGGAUGACCAACCGAACUACACAGUCUUCACAAAAUGGGAGAAACGCGGCAUAGUAAUGGGCGCCGCUGCUGGCGCAUUCUUCUCGCCGUUGACGGCCCAGAUUUACUUUCCGGCCCUGAAUCUACUGGCCACUGACUUUAAUGUGUCCAUAACACAGAUCAACUUGACAGUCACAACUUACAUGAUAUUCCAAGGUAUUACACCUAUGUUUAUUGGAUCCUUCGCCGACAGCACUGGACGACGGCCGGCCUAUCUGAUAUGCUUUAUUAUUUACAUCGCAGCCAACAUCGGCUGCGCAUUAGCACCAAACUACGUUGCCCUAUUAAUCCUGCGAAUGGUGCAAUCUGCUGGUUCCAGCACAACAGUUGCCCUCUGUCAAGCCGUGGUUGGGGAUACUAUCACGUCAGCUGAACGUGGAAAUUAUGUCGGUUUCACCGCAGUGCCUAUUAUCCUUGCCCCCGCCCUGGGUCCAGUCGUCGGCGGCCUGAUCUCACAGUUUCUAGGAUGGCGUUGGAUAUUCUGGCUACUCACCAUUUUGGCGGGUGUCGUAUGUAUUCUCUACGCCUUCUUCAUGCCGGAAACCUGCCGAAAUAUUGUGGGCAAUGGGUCUAUUCGACCACAUCCGUUUUACCGCUCCUUUUGGCAGCUUACAAAAGAUGGCCUGCGAGUGAGACGCGCCAGGAAGAACCCUACCGAUUUGGCUCUCCAUCCUGCAACUUCUCAGGUGUCCACGAAGCAUCGCCUUCGCCUUCGCCCGCCCAACCCCCUUCGCAGUCUUCAAAUUCUUUUCGAGCUCGAAAUGUUCCUGCUUCUGGGCUAUGGCAGCAUCAUAUUUGCGGGUUUCUACGCAAUAGCGACUGCCAUGCCCGCACAGCUUGCCGACGGAUACGGCUACGAUGAACUCACAAUUGGAUUGAUGUAUUUGCCUCUAAGUGGCGGGGCCGUGGUUGCCGCCGUAGUUGUGGGGAAGCUUAUGAGUUGGAACUACCGCCGGCACUGCAAGAAACUGGGCGUCCCCUUUGAUCGAAGCAAGCAGCAAAACAUGACAGGCUUUCCCAUCGAGAAGGCUAGAUUGGAAUUCGGUAUUAUGUUCCUGGCUUUCUCUAUUCUAAUUAUCCUUCCCUGGGGUUGGGCGAUCCAGUACCAUGCCCAUGUGGCAGUGCUAUGCGUGCUGUUGUUUCUACUAGGUUUUGGAAUGAUAGGACUCAGCAACAUGGCAACUACGCUCAUCGUUGAUCUUAACCCGGGACAUGCGGGGGCUGCCAUUGCGAGCAAUAACCUCGCCCGCUGUCUCGUCGGCGCCGCGGCCAGUGCGGUCAUCGCGCCCAUGAUCAAGGGCAUUGGAAGCGGAUGGUCAUUUAUCAUCUUCGGCGUGCUCUAUCUUUCUGGUAUGCCAGUAUUGUGGAUUAUUAUGCAUAACGGAGUGAGGUGGCGGAAGGAGAAGGAGGACAGGAGACGGGCUAAGAAGUAG
This is a messenger RNA of Pseudomassariella vexata, 1596 nucleotides long. Its product is annotated as major facilitator superfamily transporter. Gene Ontology annotation, molecular function: transmembrane transporter activity. Gene Ontology annotation, biological process: transmembrane transport. Bases 1 to 1596 code for a protein of 531 amino acids. The transcript is spliced from 2 exons. The record is from RefSeq and is a predicted model, not a curated record. NCBI's taxonomy places the organism in Eukaryota, Fungi, Ascomycota, Sordariomycetes, Amphisphaeriales, Pseudomassariaceae.